UUGUUCCGGGGCCCCACCUGAGCUCAUAUGCACACACGUGCUCACCGACCCCCCAAACCCCCGCCCAUUCCCCACCUGCCGGCACGGCACCACCAAGAAUCCAAUCCCCACGAGCCAUGGACGGCGACAUCGCGGCCGGCGGCGGCGGCGGCGGCGGGAGCGGCGGGGGCGGGGGCACGAGCAUCCACGUCACGGCGCUGGACGGCAUCGUGAACGUGAACUCGCUCUUCACCCUCGCCGCGUUCGUGGGCCUGGCGUGGCGCCCCUCCUCCGACGGCCCGGGGCUCGCCGGCGGCGCCGACCGCACGGGCAACCCCUGCGCGGCCGGGGACCGCGCCGAGUCCGACCUCGUCUCCUUCCACGUGCUCGCCUUCGCCUGCUUCCUCUUCUCCAGCCUCGUCGCGCUCUGCCUCAAGCAGCUCGUCCGCACCUUCCCGCCGCCGUACCGCCGCGGCACUCCCCGCUCCGGCUCUUCCUCCGUCCUGGGCCGGACGGCGCGGAUCAACCGCGCCGCGCUCCGCGUCGGGAUCCUGGCGUCCGCCGUGGGCUCCGUCGCCGGGUGCGGCUUCCUCAUGAUGGCGCUCGUCAACGUGGUGCAGGUGAAGCUCGGCCGCCUCGGCUGCGGCGCCGGCGGGUCCGCCGCCUGGGCCGCCGUCGUACCGCUCGUCACGCUCGUCCCCGCCGCCAUGCUCAUCUACGUCGGCAUCGUCUUCUACGCCUUCACCCGCUAGCAGAUCGACAAGCAAGAGCAGAAUCUGGUGUUUGAACCAGAUCUCGUCUGUGAAAUGAAAUCCUCAGAUCUUGUGUGUGACCUUGUCUGUACAAUGCAGCUGACUUUUGUAAAUUAUAUGCUUAUGGUUGUGUUUUCUGCUGUGCUUACUCUGAGCAAAGUGAAUCUGUUGCAAACUUUUAUCUGCAUUCUGCAUGUUGGACAUGGACUGUACUUGCGAAGUUAGUCAGGUGUGCCAAGAGUGAAGCAAUGAUGGAGCUCAGGUGCUGGUUGGUCUCAGCAUCAGCAGGAUAUGAAGCUGUCCCAGAUCUGCAACUGUGCCAGGUCCCAAGCUUUGAGUUUGUGAUUAACUGAUUAUACGCAUUAUGUAAGGUUGUCUGAACUCUGAAGCAUGGAAGGUUGAAAAAUCUGGGGUAUCCCUUCCAUCGAAGUAAACGGGACUAUCAAA
Molecule: messenger RNA, 1178 nt
Organism: Panicum hallii
Lineage: Eukaryota; Viridiplantae; Streptophyta; Magnoliopsida; Poales; Poaceae
Exons: 1
Coding region: 117-731 (204 amino acids)
Source: RefSeq, a predicted model, not a curated record